Tripterygium wilfordii is the source of this 1020-nucleotide messenger RNA. RefSeq names its product aspartic proteinase CDR1-like. The record is from RefSeq and is a predicted model, not a curated record. Gene Ontology annotation, molecular function: aspartic-type endopeptidase activity. Gene Ontology annotation, biological process: proteolysis. The transcript is spliced from 5 exons. Bases 1 to 1020 code for a protein of 339 amino acids. NCBI's taxonomy places the organism in Eukaryota, Viridiplantae, Streptophyta, Magnoliopsida, Celastrales, Celastraceae. Gene Ontology annotation, cellular component: extracellular region.
AUGCCGAGCCCUACCAGUAAGCACCUACACAGGCAAGCUUGCGGUAAAGAAGUCAUUGAUGAGCCAAGUACUUUGUUGGCUUUAUGCACACCAAACGGCAAAGACCGAGCCAACUUCUUUCGCUCAUCUAUGUAUAUAGAUGAUAAGCAAUAUGUGUCAUUGCUCAUUGAAGAUAGGGGUGAAUAUUUCCUAGAGAUUUACAUUGGAUCCCCACCAGUUUCAGUCAUUGUGAUUGCAGACACCGGAAGUAGCCUCAUAUGGGUAAAAUGUUCCGGAGAUUAUAAGGCACACCACUUCAAUCCACCAAGUUCAUCCUCCUAUGAAACCGUUACUUAUAACUCCAAAUUUUGCAAGGCAUUGCGCAAAAUAAAUAUUGGGGACUCAAACAGUUGCGAAUAUGAUUAUUCUUACAGGGAUGGUUCACGAGUAUUGUCGUUAGUUUCUCAAUUGAAAUCCCAAAUAGAAUCCAAAUUCUCCUAUUGCCUACUUCCCAUCGGAUCAAUGAAAACUAAUAAGUUGAGAUUCGGAGUGGGAGAAACAAUUUCUAAUGUCAAGGUUGUGUCAACUCCACUUGUACUUAAAGAUCCUCCUACUCGCUACUAUUUCAGUCUCGAAAGUAUUAGCAUUGGAGGAAAGAGAACAAUCUCAAGUCAAAGUCGAGGUAAUAUCAUGAUAGAUUCUGGAACUACUCUUACAAUGUUGCACUCAAAGCUAUACAAUAAUCUCGAAACCAUUGUUAAAAAAUGGAUUAGUGGUACCCCAAUAGAAGAUCCACCGAAAGAAUUUAAAUUGUGUCAUGAAGCCAAAUUUAUUAGAGCUGAUGACCUCCCAACAAUGGUGUUCCAUUUUGAUGGUCCAGACAUUCACUUACAGUCUGCGCACACAUUUAUGCGAUAUCAUACUCAUGUGGUUUGUAUGAUAAUAGUCCCAAAUGAUAAUCUUUUAAUAUUUAGGAGUAUGGCUCAAGUGAACUUUCGAGUGGAAUUCUACGUCCAGAAUAGAAAAGGUUUCUUUCGCUGA